Molecule: messenger RNA, 1449 nt
Organism: Fopius arisanus
Lineage: Eukaryota; Metazoa; Arthropoda; Insecta; Hymenoptera; Braconidae
Product: beta-catenin-like protein 1
Exons: 4
Cellular component (GO): spliceosomal complex
Molecular function (GO): protein binding
Source: RefSeq, a predicted model, not a curated record
AUGACCGAGCCCCCGAGCACGCCGAAACGUCCAGCAGCUGGUGAUGAUGACGACGAAGACGACUGGGAUGCUAAAAAGAUAAAAAAAGUUAUCAAGACUCCGUAUCACCCUCGACAGAGGUAUCCGAGUCGAGAUGUCGAGACUACCCCUCGACGAGAGCCUCUGGAGACACCUCUGGAGAGCAGAUCUGCAGCUUCAGCUGGUACCAAUGACAUCCUGGAGCCGGAGCUGACGGAUCGUGAGAAGGAGGAAAUCCUCAGGUACGUGGAGAACGAGGCACCUGAGGUCGAGGCUCUCGAUGAGGCCACGUUAAAGAGGAUGGUCUUGCUUUUCGAGAAAAGAGCCCUCAGGAACCAGGAGAUGAGGGUCAAAUUCCCAGAUCAACCGGAAAAGUUCAUGGAAUCCGAAGUGGAGCUGCACGAGACCCUCCAGGAGCUCCACGUGGUGGCGACAAAUCCCGAGCUUUAUCCCCUGAUGGUGGAACUAGGUGCGAUCCCCUCAUUACUAGAAUUGCUCUCCCACGAGAACACAGACAUUGCAGUAGGCGUGGUGGAUCUCAUCCAGGAGCUGUCCGACGUGGACAUCCUCCACGAGAGCCAAGAGGGUGCAGACGCCCUGAUAGAUGCCCUCCUGGAGCAACAGGUGUGCGCACUCCUGGUGCAGAACCUCGACAGACUGGACGAGUCCGUGAAGGAGGAGAGCGACGGUGUCUUCAAUACUCUAGCUAUUUUCGAGAAUCUCCUGGAGUUCAGGCCCGAGUUGUGCAUUGAUGCUGGAAAACAGGGACUCCUCCAGUGGCUACUCAGGAGGAUCAAAGCUAAAAUGCCAUUUGACGCCAACAAACUCUACGCCAGUGAGUUACUCUCGAUUUUACUCCAGAACACACCAGAAAAUAAACUCGUCCUUGGGGAUCUCGAUGGGAUCGAUGUCCUUCUUCAACAACUAGCUUACUACAAGAGGCACGACCCCCAGACAGCCGAGGAACAGGAGAUGAUGGAGAAUCUCUUCAACGUCCUCUGCUCGAGUCUGAUGGCAACAGUGAAUCGUGAGCGUUUCCUGAGGGGUGAGGGUCUCCAGCUGAUGAACCUGAUGCUGAGAGAGAAAAAAAUGUCAAGAAAUGGUUCCCUGAAGGUGCUGGACCACGCGAUGAACGGUCCAGAUGGCAAGGACAACUGCAUGAAGUUCGUGGACAUCCUGGGGCUUCGCACCAUCUUUCCACUCUUCAUGAAGACCCCAACGAAGAACAGGAAGAAGGUGUUCACUGCUGAAGAGCACGAGGAACACGUCGUCUCCAUUAUUGCAAGCAUGUUGAGAAAUUGCAAAGGACAGCAGAGACAGCGAUUGCUCAGCAAAUUCACGGAGAAUGAUUACGAGAAAGUCGACAGACUCAUGGAGCUGCACUUCAAGUAUUUGGAGAAGGUCGAGGAGGUGGAGAGCAAUUCCAAGGAC